GGAGAAGAUAAUUUCACUUACUGUCCAGCAACGGGCCUAGCUAAAGGAAACGAGCACUCGGAAUUUGCUGGCUGGGCAUUUCCAUUUCCAGGGGUGUUCCUGAUGGAGGAGUUCAUUAGUGAAGAUGAGGAAUCUGAGAUAGUUGAACUGAUGGAUCGAGAUGACUGGAAACCGUCACAGUCUGGCCGAAAGAAACAGGACUAUGGUCCCAAAGUGAACUUCAAGAAACAAAGGCUGAAGGCUGGCAGCUUUACCGGUUUGCCACGUUUUAGCAAGAAGAUUGUGGCACAAAUGGAGGCCUGCUCCGUGCUGGGUGGUUUCUUACCUGUUGAACAAUGUAACCUGGACUACAUGCCAGAAAGAGGUUCUGCCAUCGACCCACACUUCGACGACUGGUGGCUCUGGGGAGAGCGUCUGGUGAGCUUAAACUUGCUCUCAGAUACCGUGCUAUCCAUGUCUUGCGAUUCAAAGGACAACAUCCAAUUACUUCCCACUUCCAGUGGCGAGGGACCCAGCUGCACGUUGUCCCCGCGCCUCGUUCCGAGUCGGGAGGUGGCUGUUGCCAUUCCCUUGCCGCGGCGGUGCCUGGUGGUGCUCUACGGCGAGGCGCGGUACCGCUGGAAACACGCCAUUCACCGCAGGCACAUCCAGCGCCGCCGCGUCUGCGUCACGUUCCGGGAGCUCUCCGAGGAGUUCAGCACAGGGGGAAGGCACCAGGAACUGGGUAAAGAACUGCUCAAAAUAGCUCUUUCCUUCCAAGGCAGGCCGGUGUGA
Nestor notabilis (Kea) is the source of this 774-nucleotide messenger RNA. RefSeq names its product alkB, alkylation repair homolog 4 (E. coli) (gene ALKBH4). The transcript has 3 exons. Gene Ontology annotation, molecular function: actin binding; oxidoreductase activity; demethylase activity. The record is from RefSeq and is a predicted model, not a curated record. The annotation marks the transcript as partial. Gene Ontology annotation, cellular component: contractile ring; midbody. Gene Ontology annotation, biological process: actomyosin structure organization; oxidative demethylation; protein demethylation. Lineage: Eukaryota; Metazoa; Chordata; Aves; Psittaciformes; Psittacidae.